Phytophthora nicotianae INRA-310 is the source of this 2298-nucleotide messenger RNA. RefSeq lists its product as hypothetical. Gene Ontology annotation, molecular function: glutamate-cysteine ligase activity. Gene Ontology annotation, biological process: glutathione biosynthetic process. Lineage: Eukaryota; Oomycota; Peronosporomycetes; Peronosporales; Peronosporaceae. The record is from RefSeq and is a predicted model, not a curated record. Bases 1 to 2298 code for a protein of 765 amino acids. The transcript has a single exon.
AUGGGCCUGCUCGUGGAAGGUAGUCCGCUGGACUGGCCGGAUGCCUUGGAGUGGCUGCAGCACGUGCGCACACAGGGAAUCGACCAGUUCCUGCACACCUACAACCGUGUCAAGGACAUCGAAGGCGACGAGCUGAAAUGGGGCGACGAGCUCGAGUACGGCGUGUUCCACAUGGAUAAGGAGACGAAGCGCGCACGUCUGGCACUGCGUGGUGCCGAGAUCUUGCGCCAAUUGCAGGCCAAAGAGAAGAAAUCCGAGGAGCAGGGUCGCGACCCCGGAAGUCCUAAUGCCACCUCCGGGCCUUGCGUAGACGGAUGCAACUGGGUGCCUGAAUACGGCGCUUGGAUGAUUGAGGGCACGCCCAGCGCGCCCUACGGCGGCUUCACCAGCGACCUGCGCAAGGUCGAGGGCAACAUGCGCCUGCGACGCGCACGACUCCUGGCGCUGCUGAACGAGGACGAGAUUGCGCCAUCCGUCACGGCCUUCCCCAUGAUGGGCGUGGGUGACUUCACCGUGCCGCCCAGUCAGUCACACGGUCCAGUAGCCAUAUCGGACUACAUUAGCGACGACAUUAUCAAUCCGCACCCGCGUUUCGCCACGCUGACGAGGAACAUUCGUCAGCGUCGCACCAGGAAGGUGGACAUCCGAGUCCCGAUCUUCCGUGACGUCUACACAGAGGCGAGACAGGAGGAAGAGCAGGCGACGUGGAAUGCUGAGAAGUCGCGACCUAAGUACGAGACCAAGAAGGACGCAAGUCCGUACGACUCGGCGCCCACGUCGCCGAGCUCGACAUCCAACUCGGAGGACAACGCCGAGUCCAAGUCGCCCCCGGCUCCAAUGAGGAAGACGCUGGACAGCGAGCUCAAGUCCAUUUGCAAGGUCGGAGACCACAAGGCAGAGCCGUAUCCAGGCUUCAUUCACAUGGACGCCAUGGCGUUCGGCAUGGGCAUGUGUUGUCUACAAGUAACGUUCCAGGCCAAGAAUGUUGGUGAGUCGAGACAUUUGUACGACCACUUGGGAGUUCUUUCGCCCAUUUUGUUGGGUUUGACGGCUGCUACGCCCAUCCUGAAGGGCCGAUUGGCUGACACGGACGUGCGUUGGGCUACAAUCUCCGCUGCAGUGGAUGAUCGUACGCCCCAGGAGUUGGGCGAGGCGCCGCCGUCGUCAGACCCGGAAACCCAAGCGAAAUACGCCAAAAUGGCUGGCAAUGGCGUCAAGCGCUUGCCCAAGUCUCGAUACGAAGGCAUUUCGACCUUCAUCUGCAACCACAAGCAAGGUGAGGACCCGCAUACGUCUACAGACAAGUACAACGACGUCGACGUACCGUACGAUGAGGAAUCGUACAAGACUCUGAUCAAUGCAGGCGUGGAUCGACUGCUGGCGCUCCAUAUCUCGCACUUGUUCAUCCGUGACCCAUUGGUUAUCUACAAACAGCGUCUGCAUCUGGACAAUGAGCAUGAAACAGACCACUUCGAGAACAUCCAGUCCACGAACUGGCAGACUGUGCGCUGGAAACCUCCUCCGCCGGCCCCGUCCAGUGCUGAGGGUCCUCACAUCGGCUGGCGCACGGAGUUCCGCUCGAUGGAGAUCCAACUCACGGACUUUGAGAACGCAGCCUUCACGGUGUUCAUUGCUCUGUUGUCGCGUGUGAUCCUCACGUUCGACUUGAACUUGUACAUCCCGCUGUCCAAGGUGAACGACAACAUGGAGGCAGCGCACCGUGUGAACGCUGUACUGGACGAGAAGUUCCACUUCCGUUGCCACAUGGCUCCACCUGAGGUCGAUGAUUGCGGCUCCACGGGCUCGUGUAACCUGCACGACGAUCCUGAUCGCUCUGAGCUCAUGACGAUCGCGGAAAUUAUGCUGGGCAAGGGCUCGUACUUCCCUGGUCUGAUCCCGCUUGUGUACGCGUAUCUGGACCACAUUGAAUGCGAUGAAGCCACCCGGACGCUCGUGGAGAAAUACAUGUGCCUCAUCGCCAAGCGUGCGACGGGUGAACUACCGACGGCGGCCACUUGGAUGCGUCGCUUUGUUCGCGCACACCCGGACUACCGUCACGACUCGGUGGUGCCCCACUCGACAGCGUUCGAUCUGUUGAAUGAAUGUCAGCAGAUUGGUGAGGGGUUGAAGCAGUGUCCGGAACUACUGGGCGAGUUCAAGAUCGCUCCUGUGCGAGGCCAGGCUGCUUAUCGUGUGCCGUUGAAGAGCAGCGGAGUCGCGGCCGAGAAGCGCCAGGCAUUGCUGCAGCGAUACCUCGGACGUACCUCAUCGAACGCGUGUAGUACCUGCCACUGCUAA